Messenger RNA from Otolemur garnettii (small-eared galago), 4017 nucleotides. RefSeq names its product glycerol-3-phosphate dehydrogenase 1 like (gene GPD1L). Lineage: Eukaryota; Metazoa; Chordata; Mammalia; Primates; Galagidae. The coding region runs from base 197 to 1252 and encodes 351 amino acids. Gene Ontology annotation, molecular function: NAD binding; glycerol-3-phosphate dehydrogenase [NAD(P)+] activity; protein homodimerization activity. Gene Ontology annotation, biological process: glycerol-3-phosphate catabolic process; carbohydrate metabolic process. Gene Ontology annotation, cellular component: glycerol-3-phosphate dehydrogenase (FAD) complex; cytosol. The record is from RefSeq and is a predicted model, not a curated record. The transcript is spliced from 8 exons.
GGUCUUGGGAGUGGCGGAGCGGGUCCUCCGGGGCUGUCAGCUGUGGCCUGGGGCGCCCGGGCCCGGGUGGCCCCGACCAUUGGCCGAGACGCGAGCGGGGCGGGGCCGCCGCCAGCCGCUGCGGGCCAAGCUGAGCAGGCGGUGGAAGGCGGCGGGCCGGGAAGGCACAACCCGAGCUGCUGCAUUCGGCCUGGCCAUGGCAACGGCGCCCCUGAAAGUGUGCAUCGUUGGCUCAGGGAACUGGGGUUCAGCUGUUGCAAAAAUAAUUGGUAAUAAUGUCAAGAAACUUCAGAAGUUUGCUCCUACCGUCAAGAUGUGGGUCUUUGAAGAAACCGUUAAUGGAAGAAAACUGACAGACAUCAUAAAUAAUGACCAUGAAAAUGUAAAAUAUCUUCCUGGACACAAGCUGCCAGAAAAUGUGGUGGCUGUCCCAAAUCUCAGCGAGGCCGUGCAGGAUGCAGACCUGCUGGUGUUUGUCAUUCCGCACCAGUUCAUCCACAGAAUCUGUGACGAGAUCACCGGGAGAGUGCCCAAGGAAGCGCUGGGGAUCACCCUCAUCAAGGGUAUAGAUGAGGGUCCUGAGGGGCUGAAGCUCAUUUCUGACAUCAUCCGAGAGAAGAUGGGCAUUGACAUCAGUGUGCUGAUGGGAGCCAACAUUGCCAAUGAGGUGGCCGCAGAGAAGUUCUGUGAGACCACCAUCGGCAGCAAAGUAAUAGAGAAUGGCCUUCUCUUCAAAGAACUUCUGCAGACUCCAAAUUUUCGGAUUACUGUGGUUGAUGAUGCAGACACUGUUGAACUUUGUGGUGCUCUUAAGAACAUCGUGGCUGUGGGAGCCGGGUUCUGCGACGGCCUCCACUGUGGAGACAACACCAAAGCUGCCGUCAUCCGCCUGGGACUCAUGGAAAUGAUUUCUUUUGCCAGAAUCUUCUGCAAGGGUCAGGUGUCCACAGCCACCUUUCUGGAGAGCUGUGGAGUAGCCGACCUGAUCACCACCUGCUAUGGAGGGCGGAACCGCAGGGUGGCGGAGGCAUUUGCCAGGACUGGGAAGACCAUUGAAGAACUGGAAAAGGAAAUGCUGAAUGGGCAGAAGCUCCAAGGGCCUCAGACUUCUGCUGAAGUGUACCGCAUCCUCAAGCAGAAGGGACUGAUGGACAAGUUUCCCUUGUUCACUGCAGUGUAUCAGAUCUGCUAUGAAGGCCGACCCGUUCAAGAAAUGUUGUCUUGUCUCCAGUGUCAUCCAGAGCAUAUAUAAAGGGAAUCAUGCAACGUGUUGGGAAAUUCUGCCUUCUGAUCUGAAACCGAGACCUGGCACCAUGAUGUUGGCUCGAGUCUAAUCCCAUCAAGGAUGUGUAUGAAUUUUUACAGGUUCAUUUUUGAAUUAGGAGAGGGAGUUCCUUGGUUAAGACGUACCAGGCAACAACUGAACACACAUAUGAAUGUGCGAGUGUGUGUUUGUGUCUCAUGCUGUGGGUGUUUCUACCAACCAAAAUUAAAUGUCCUUUUUAAAAAUCGUUUUUGAAAUUUCCCCACUGUAGUAGCUUAUAAAAUUGGAACCAUCUCAGCUAAAUGUGUUAGAUGUAAUCCAUAUGCACAUGAGUGGGGGAAUUUUUUUUUUCUCUUUCUUUCGAUGUUGAAAUUUAACCAGCAUUAACAUGGUAGUUAGAGUGGAGGAGUGAAUGUGUUCACAGAUCAACUGAUUUAACUUUUAAACACUAUCUCAAAGCCAGCAUAAUUAACUGCUUUGAUUGUGGGGUGAUUUUUUUUAACAAUUAGAUAUUUUAAAUCAGGUGAUCCACUUACAUACUUCCCUCUCACUGCAGUUCUCUGCAUUUUUAGCCUUUGUUCCUUCAUUAGCUGCCAGAAUAUGCUUCUGUAAAGGGUCAGCGGCAACAGAAGACAGAAUGCUCACCCGGGACUUCCCUGCUGUGACUGACACAUUCUUCUGGUUUACCACAGUUAGUUAGGGCUUUUUUGCACACAUGUCUAGCCUCGCAGAUCCCUGAGAGGCCACGGUUAUGCUUUUCUUGUAAAGAUGCAGCCACUCUGCCUGGUGACCAAGCGAGCUGGGGCAGAGCCAGGAGUGAAGUGCCGCACCAAGGCGCAAGAGCGUCAAAGAAGCCACAGGGCUGAUUCCACCUCCAGCUCACUGGCUAUGGCAAACACCGUGCACAGCCCUUCCUGAAGCACAGGAGGGUGUCCUGAGGUUUGGGCAGGUCAUCAUCUCCAUGGGCACCACUCUACGUGUGGUCUUUAGUCAGCAACAUCAGCUUCACUUGGGUGUCUUAGACGUGCAGGUUUGUGGGUCCUACCCCAGACUCCUGACGUGCUGUGCUAAGUGAGCCUCAGCUUGUCUUCUGGGUGUUUCUGAUGCUUAACUACAGUCUGAGAACCACUAUUUUAGAAAAUUGACUUUAGCUUGGCUCUCCUCAAACCAUGAUCUGCAGGUAGUGAGUGUCCUGUGGUUGUUCCAGGUGUUCCCCAGAAAGGGCAAAUGAGUUUGGGAAAAGCUACGUCUAUACCCCCCGCCCAAAGGUAUAGAAUGUAUCUUAAUAUGUAAGUGGGACUUGUUUACAUAAACUAGCAAGUCCCAGGGAUGUCAGAUACCGGCAUUUUUGGCAAGGAAAUUUGCCAGCGUCUCUGAGGAACACUGUUCUAAGCUGAGGUAACCUUAUGACAAGUCAAGGAGACCCUUGAUUCCCUGCAAGAAAUUAAGAUGAGUAACUACCUGUGGUAUUGUUAGUUCUGAACUUUUACAGUUCAGGUCUGCCAUGAAUCUUUAUCGAAGCUUUAAGGUGGCACUGUCCUACAACCAAGUAGAUGUCAACGUCACUGAAACGCACAUUGUAUGGAGUAAGUGCUUUUAAUUCUAGAAUGAGAAUGGGAAUUACUGCACCUUAAUUUUAAACGAGAUUGGUUUCAGAAUAGCAUUAUACAGUUACCUUAUGUAUCAGUUGAUAAGUAUUAAAGGAACCAUGUGAAUGUAAUUUAUAUACUCAUGAAAUUCCACUUAACUUUGUAAGAUUUGGGCCUGCCCUCCAACCCCAGUUUGGGAUUUUUUUCCUUGUCUCCCUGAAAUGAUUAUAGAAUCGAUUUUCAUGGAAAUUUUAAAAACUCUAAAACAUUUUGGUGGGCAGUUUAAAGCCCCAUACACAGAAGUAAAUGAAAGCACACAAAAUGUUACAAGUUUCAGCGGUUUUAGUACCACCGUUAAGUUAAUCAGUUCUUGCUUGUCUCAUGAUAAAUCUUUUUUAAAGUUUGUACAUAGGUAACAGAGUUACUUUUUAAGAUACAUAAAGGGCUGUAAGCUAAUUGUGUCUGUUAAGAAGGGUAAUGAGAUGUGAGGAAUUGGGAUUCUGUGUGUUUUGUGUAUUCUCAUCCGCAUUCCGCUUCCUGCUCUGGGUUUUGUACUUGAGUGUUUUUCCUGUAAACAAAUGCCCUCAAAAUUACCACUCUGAAGUCGGCUGACUGUACCUCUUGAACAUACUUACAAUAUUCUGCACAUUAUGGAAAAAGGUAAAUUUUGUAAGUUUAUGCUUUGCUAACUAUAGAUAUUUAUUCCUCUGCAAGUUAUCUAUUUUUGUAAUCAUCUGUGGUUCAUCAUGUAUUUUAAUUCACAUUUCUUAUUAAUCAUGGUAUUACAAAGAGGGAGACCCCAAGAUUGGAAGUUGAGUUUGUACUAUUUUAGCCAAUCUGUGAAUGUAAAAACUACACUGUUGCCUUGAUCUAAUCCACCCUACUAUAAUGUAGAACAAGUAUCUGUCUUGAAAUCCACCCCAGGAGAUGGGGUUGAGCUAAACCUCUGGUUUUUCAUUUAACUCUUUAACUAGAUCAUGGUCCCAUGGCACCAACCUAGGGGGAGGGUAUUGUGGUGAGGUGCUGGUGUACAAAGGGAAUACUGGUUUUUCCAUAAGUUCUUACCUGCUAACCUUUUUCUUACAUGUGUACUGUAUUUGUUUACAGACUAUAGGUGGAUAUAUAAUUUAAAAGCCUGGUUUAAUAAACAUUUAACCCCCCAAA